UUAACUGUGCUUUCCACUGGGUCUCUUCGCCUCAGCCCACCACAUCCACACUCCCAGCCGUCAUGCAUGCCUGCGUCAGGCAACAUAUGGAGUACUACCACUUCCUUCUGCUCUGGAUCUGCAGCCAGCUGUUAGGAUUUCAUGACUGCUUUAAUAUUGACAUAACAAAACACAGGAUCAUCAAAGGUCCAAAGCCAGCCCAGUUUGGAUACACUGUUCAGCAACAUGUGGCUGCUGGGGGAGAAAAAUGGUUAUUAGUGGGGGCGCCGUAUGAAAUGAACGGCGCUUACCAGACGGGGGAUGUAUAUAAAUGUUCACUGACCAAACGGACGAAUGGAAACGGCUGCACCAAGCUUAACCUUGGAAGGAUAUCUCUGACCAAUGUAUCCGAGCGGAAGGACAAGAUGAGGUUGGGAAUGACACUUACGACCAAUCCUAAAGACAACAGCUUUGUGGCAUGUGGGCCACUUUGGUCCUAUGAGUGCGGAAGCUCUUACUACAGCACUGGUAUCUGCUCCAGAGUCAACGCUAGCUUCAAGUUCUCCAGAACAAUUGCACCUGCCUUUCAGAGAUGUGAGACCUACAUGGACAUUGUGAUUGUUCUGGAUGGAUCAAACUCCAUCUACCCCUGGUAUGAAGUGCAAGCUUUUCUUAUCAACAUCCUUCAGAAAUUUUAUAUUGGACCAGGUCAAAUACAGGUUGGAGUUGUUCAGUACGGUGAGAAGGUUGUACAUGAGUUCAAACUCAAUGAUUUUAAAUCUGUUGAAGAAGUGGUGAAGAGAGCACGCAGUAUCAACCAGCGAGGUGGGGAGGAGACCAACACGGCUCUUGGUAUCAACAUAGCACGCUCUGAAGCUUUCAAACAGGGAGGUCGACGUGGUGCCAAGAAAGUGAUGAUCGUGAUAACUGACGGAGAGUCACAUGACAGCGCUGACCUCCAACCAGCCAUUGAGGAGAGUGAGAAGGAUGGAAUCACCCGUUACGCCAUUGCAGUUCUUGGCUACUACAACCGAAGAGGAAUCAACCCCGAGGCCUUCCUCAAUGAGAUCAAGUACAUUGCCAGUGACCCAGACGACAAACACUUCUUCAACGUGACUGAUGAGUCGGCACUGAAGGACAUUGUGGAUGCACUUGGAGAGCGCAUCUUCAGUUUAGAAGGAACAAGUAAAAAUGGGACAGCGUUUGGUCUCCAGAUGUCUCAAGCUGGAUUCUCUGCUCACAACGUGGAGGAUGGGACUCUGGUGGGAGCUGUUGGAGCGUAUGAUUGGAAUGGGGCAGUGCUUAAAGAAACACGGCAAGGGAAGGUGGUACCUCCUAAAGCUGCUUACAUGCAGGAGUUUCCAGAAGAGCUCAAAAACCAUGGCGCCUACUUGGGUUAUACAGUGACAUCAGUCGUGUCGGCCAAAAAUGGGCGUCUACUUGUUGCGGGAGCUCCACGCUUCAACCAUACCGGCAAAGUGAUCAUUUUCACGUUGAAAAGCCCCGGCAAUCUCACCAUCCUCCACUCCCUCAAAGGCCAGCAGAUUGGCUCAUAUUACGGCAGUGAGAUUGCACCAGUGGAUAUGGAUGGAGAUGGUGUAACGGAUAACCUUUUGGUGGCAGCACCCAUGUUCUUCAGCGGCGGCAUGGAGAAAGGGAAAGUCUACAUCUACAGAUUGACAGAGCUGAAUCGUUUUGUUUUUGAGGGUGCACUGGAGAUCCACAACGGUGGCCAGAAUGCUCGCUUUGGCUCUUCGCUUGCACCUGUCCCUGAUUUAAAUGGGGAUGGCUUCAAUGACCUGGUGGUAGGAGCACCGCUGGAAGAUGAUCACAAAGGCGCCAUUUAUGUUUUCUUUAGCCAGCAAAACAGAAUACUGCGCAAAUACAAACAGAGGAUUGCAGCAGCAGAUUUGGCACCUGGCCUGCAGUACUUCGGCCGCAGUAUCCACGGAAUGAUGGAUAUGAACAACGAUGGUUUAGUUGAUCUGGCAGUAGGAUCCCUUGGUGCAGCUGUUCUCCUCUGGUCAAGGAGUGUCGUCCGCAUAUAUACCACCGUUAGGUUUGAACCCAGUAAAAUCAACAUCUUCGUGAAGGACUGUCAAAGGGGUGGCAAAGAUGUGACCUGCAUGUCAGCCAUUGUGUGCUUCAACAUCACUGCAAGGACAGCCAUUGCUGCAACGCAGGAAAUCGGGAUCAAAUACAACGUCUCCAUUGUGGAACGACGUUUCAAUCCACGGGCCGUACUGGACAACCCAAGCAAGUCUCAGCCUCAAAACCUGACUCUUCUUCCUGGUGAGGAAACCUGUGAGCACAUCUACUUCCAUGUCAUGGAAACCAUCGACUAUGCAAGACCCAUUGUGUUUGCUGUUCAAGUUGGGUUGUGGGAUGCAGAAAAUGGACCAGUUCUCGAUGAAAGCUGGCCAACCCUUUCAAAAACUGAGUUGCCCUUCUGGAAUGGCUGUGACGAGGAUGACCGGUGUGUGCCAGAUCUAGCACUGCAGAGUAUGACAGACCUGAUGACUCCAAAUCAGUUCUGCUCACAGCCUGUUCAGUCUCGGGGUGCUUUCUGUCGCCAUCUGAAUGAAGGCAGCACCGAGGGAUCUUUACGGGUUCUAGAAGCAAACAGGAGACGGAUGGUUGUGGAUGCACGAUUGGAGAACAAAGGAGAAAACGCUUACAAUGCUCGCCUUAAUAUUAGCUACUCACCCAAUUUGCGCUUCUCAAGCCUGAUAUUAAAGGACAACGCUGAUGUCAAAAUUGAGUGUUACACUGAAGACAAACUGAGACAUGAGAAGAUCUGUAAUGUCAGUGCACCAUUUAUGAAGUCCAAGGCACAGGUAUUAUUUCGUUUGGAGUUUGAGUUCAGCCGCAGUGUCUUCCUCAGUCACCUGAGAGUCAUCCUGGAAGCAAGCAGUAAUGGCGAGGAAGUGAGCACAGCUGACAAUUACAAUGACAUCUAUUACUCCCUGCAAUACGAGGCAGAUCUUCUCUUCACAAGGGAUUCCAAUCCAACUCGAUAUGAGAUCAAGUCGGAGCUCUCACUGGAGGAGCCUGGAGUUACUGGUCCUCCUUUUAACUUCACUUUUCAGAUCCAGAACCUUGGUUACUUUCCUGUUAGAGAUCUACAGCUCAACAUUGACAUCCCGGAAAUGACAAAAAAUGGGAAUCAGCUACUACAGAUAUCUGAUUUCCACAUUGAUGAGAGAGAUGGCACGUACUGUUUACCACCUCAGCAUGUGGCGCAGAGCAGGGCGUCGCCCGAGGACCUGACCCGCUUCUCUCGCUUGAAUCGAAGCAACACCCUGGUACUGCCGUUACAGUGCACUGUCAACGUGGCUCCCUACAGAGAAAUCUCCGUUAGAAUCACGGGGGCUCUACGAGUGCAUACUUUACAUGCGCUCAAGUUUAAAAUCCUUGAACUGGUCACCAGCGCAUCAGUGGAGCUGCCCCCCACCAGCCACAUGUUUCUACAAGAAGAGAGGCCCAUCAGAAAUAUAAUAUUGGAAGUCCGAAAGGAGGGCGAUUACAGAAUCCCAAUUUGGAUAAUCCUCGGUAGCACGCUGGGAGGACUCUUACUGUUAGCUCUGCUCAGUCUGGCUCUCUGGAAGUUGGGCUUCUUCCAGAGGCAGAAACGGGGGGAUGAGGAUGAGCGGGAAGCAAUUGGAAAAGUGCCCGAGGAACGGUAACGCAGGCUGGAGGCAAGACACCUUUCCCACAGGGGAGCCGACACUCAGGGACCACUCCUCCUUCCUCCCGUCCUCCAACAACCACGGCGGCGCCACCUGGACAGCUCUGUGUGGUCACUGAGGCGCAAGGCUUCUUCAGCACACUGGACCUGUUCCAUGCCACGACCCCUGACCCCCAGGAGUCAGCACUGUCACACUCACAGCGUAACUGCACUGUUACGACAUGAAGGACGUUCUACGUCUGUGUAGUCCACCGUCCUCACUGUCAACCCUUCACAGAUUUUGAUGCUCGUUUUCUCAGUUCUGAGGAAGAAUAGAGAUGAAUCUCUUUGGAGAAUUCUCCUCCUCGCUUUCUUUUUUGUCAUAUUUAUUGAACUUGAUACAGAAAAUGUUGUAAUACAUGAACAACCUCAACCUGUCCACCAAAGAGCUGCCACAAAUGCAAAGAUGUUUUGCUGUAUGUUGAAUUUGAUGUUUAAAAAGAAACGACAGUUGACUCUCAAAGUAAUUUAUAUGAUGCUGUAAAACGCAACCAAAGUCACCAAAGCCAAGACUAUUUGCUUUUAAAGGACAGAGACUUUUUUCUUUUCUCUGAAACUCCUUUUUCAAGAACGCUUUCAUCCUUGAAAACAUGCCAGAUGAUCUUUUAAUUAUUUGAUGCACUUUUACUUUGUACAAAUUUAACUUGAAUUUGUAAAUAGCUUUAUAUACGUUUUUAUAUCCUUUCAAAUUAGGGGUGCACGAUCAUUAUCGGGCCGAUAUAUAAAAAUAAAUAUAUAUCAAUAUAUUAAAAAUAGUGCCGAUAACCGAUACAGCGGUGCCUUGGUUAACGUCAAUCCAUUCCAGAAUGUCCGACUCAAACCAAAACGGACUCUAAUCAAAGCAUAGAAAAUGUAAAUCCAAUUAAUCCAUUCCAGACACCCAAAAAUGUUAUCACAAAACACAUUUUAUAGACAAUUAUAGUUUUACAUGCAGAAAAUGAUGAAAACAUAAUUACAAAUGACAGAUGAAUGGACGCCUGACAUUUAACAUCACUUUUACCUAGUUUUGUUAAUCAUCAAUUAACAAAAUAAACACAUUAUUCUGCUGCAACCACAAUUUGCAAAAAUGUCAAAAAUAUAUCAAAGUAAAUAUCAACGUUCUAGAACCAAUAAACAUGUACCUUGCCGUUUGAUAUAGAAAAUGAAAAAAACGCUGGCGGCAGUGAUGUCGCAGAAAUGCGCCGGCGAGGAUGCCUUCUAAGGUGUCUGGUGACGUGUGAUGUGUUUGACUCCGGAUGCUGCGAACAUGCUACGAUAAGUUUGAAUGCUUAUGUUUUGUUGUUGGAAGCAGAAAUGAGUGUUAUGGAUGUAAAAUGAGACACAGAGUGUCGCCCUCCACGCGCCACCGAGUGGAGUAGAUGUGUGUAGUACAUGUGUAUGCAUGGGUGUGUGUGCACCGCAGCCCAUGAUGGAGCCAUUCCGUCACAUUUACAUACCUCUGAAAUGACGACGAUAGUGCCGAUUAUAAAUAAGUAUCACGAGAUUUCGUCUUGGCCGCCUGAUCCAAGAUGGCGGUGUAAACAAAUUUGGAACGCUGAACAAGCGGGUAAAGGCAAGCCAAGGCAAAAUUUUUGCGAAAAUUUGGGAUGUUAACAGAAAAGCGCCCUAACCAGGGCGGACGUUAACCGAGGUAUCUCUGUAAUUUAAAAAAACCCUCCAAUGAGGCAAGAUUACCCAGACUUUGCUGGUGAGCCAAUGAAGUGCUCCUUUUUUCUCCAGCCUGUGACGUUAACAGCUUGCCGUAACUUCCCUUGUAAGCAAAAGUUCACUUUCCGAGGAAGACAUUGUGCGUGCUAGUUGUACCAAAUGCUCCGCGAUGAGGGGGGGAAAAAAACCCAUCAAGGUUUGCCAGAGACCUUCGUGGCGUCACACCGGUUGCUCAGAGCGUGUGCCCAAAGACAGUGCACCUUGAUGGGCCACUCCAGGUGGCUCAUCCUUCUCUGUACUCCGGUUUUCCUGACCUCCAUAGCGGCACACCGGCUGCUCGAAGCAAGUGUCCGAAUAUAGUGCACUUUGCUGGGCCACAGCAGGUUGUGCCAUCCUCUCUGUACUCUGGUUCUCCUGAUAGUAGUGAUGUGGUAGUAGUAAUGUCAUGAUAUUUCAUUAGGACAAAUCAACCAGUACAGUUGGUCAAAUCCAAAUGUGUUUGAGUCCUUCUUACCUCCAGGUGUGCACAAACUUCAGUUAAAUUUUAAUUUUUAGAAAUAAAAAAAAGUUAUCGGUUAUUGGCACCUUUUCGGUCUUGAGAAGCAGAAAGUGAUCGGUAUCAGUUUGAGAAAAAAGAUCUCGUGCAUCUCUGUUUCAGAUAUUAUGAAAUGUUAUUCUCCACAUGGUUUAUGGCAUUAUGUGUACAAAAGGAAAUGAGAAUAUGAUGAUUUGAAGGGAGUGAACCUGCUAACAUAUUGUUACACAUCGAGACAAAACACUGCUUUGUUCUCAUUCAACAGAAAAUGCAUUGACAUGACGUUGAUUUGACAUUCAGUGUAUAAUUAGGUCAAGUAAAUGUGCAGCAUGUUGCCUACACAGGCGUGCCAGCAUCCCUCCGGGGCUGCAAUUGAAUGUCUCUUUGUCCUGUUGGACGGGGCGUAGAAGAGCUGUAAUAAGUCUAUGAAUAAAACAUGUAUUUGUCUCUG
This is a messenger RNA of Dunckerocampus dactyliophorus (ringed pipefish), 6339 nucleotides long. RefSeq names its product integrin, alpha 11a (gene itga11a). Gene Ontology annotation, molecular function: integrin binding. Gene Ontology annotation, biological process: cell-matrix adhesion; cell adhesion mediated by integrin; integrin-mediated signaling pathway. The transcript is spliced from 30 exons. The record is from RefSeq and is a predicted model, not a curated record. The coding region runs from base 63 to 3665 and encodes 1200 amino acids. Gene Ontology annotation, cellular component: external side of plasma membrane; integrin complex. NCBI's taxonomy places the organism in Eukaryota, Metazoa, Chordata, Actinopteri, Syngnathiformes, Syngnathidae.